Molecule: messenger RNA, 2626 nt
Organism: Bufo bufo (common toad)
Lineage: Eukaryota; Metazoa; Chordata; Amphibia; Anura; Bufonidae
Product: gastrula zinc finger protein XlCGF26.1-like
Exons: 3
Coding region: 3-2045 (680 amino acids)
Biological process (GO): negative regulation of transcription by RNA polymerase II; regulation of cytokine production; regulation of immune system process
Source: RefSeq, a predicted model, not a curated record
AGAUGAUGGAGCUGCUGACUGGAGAGGUUCCUAUAAGGUGUCAGGAUGUCACUGUCUAUUUCUCUAUGGAGGAGUGGGAGUAUAUAGAAGGACACAAGGGUCUGUACAAGGAGGCCAUGAUGGAGAAGCACAAGCCUCUUAUAUCACGAGAGAAUUCCAGAAAACAUUUUAAAGGAAACUUGAUGUUACAACCAAAUUAUAAAGUAGAACGUGAAGAUAUCAUGCAGCGCUCUUCAGGAGGCAACUUUAUUGUACAUUCAGGACUUCCUAAUACAGAUCUAUCACAUAAUCGCCCUAAUCGUGAGGAACCAUCUCUUAACCAAUCACAGAUUGUUACUAAAAGUACAGGUCAGAAAGGGGGUAAAAGGUUUAAGUGUGGUAAAGAGUUUACAAAGAGAUCAAGUGUUUCUGCACAUAAAAGAAUUCACACAGUGGAGAAGCAAUAUUCAUGUUCACAAUGUAAGAAAUAUUUUACGGAUAAAUCAAGUCUUGUUAAACAUGACAGACGUCAUAGAGGAGAGAAGCCAUAUUCAUGUUCAGAAUGUGGGAAAUGUUAUACAAAUAAAUUCUAUCUGGUUAUACAUGAAAGAAUUCACACAGGAGAGAAGCCAUAUUCAUGUUCAGAAUGUGGGAAAUGUUUUACAAAUAAAUCACGUCUUGUUGGACAUGAGAGAAGUCACACAGCAGAGAAACCAUAUCCAUGUUCAGAAUGUGGGAAAUGCUUUAUAGAUAAAUCACGUCUUGUUCAACAUAAGAGAAUUCACACUGGAGAAAAGCCAUAUUCAUGUUCAGAAUGUGGGAAAUGUUUUGUAAAUAAAUCAAAUCUUGUUAAACAUGAGAGACUUCACACAGGAGAGAAGCCAUAUUCUUGUUCAGAAUGUGGGAAAGCUUUUCUACAGAAAUCACAUCUAGUUAGACAUGAGAGAAUUCACACAGGAGAGAAGCCAUAUUCAUGUUUAGAAUGUGGGAAAUGUUAUACAGAUAAAUCACAUCUUGUUUUACAUCAGAGGCUUCACACAGGAGAAAAGCUAUAUUCAUGUUCAGAAUGUGGAAAAUGUUUUGCACAAAAAUCAGAACUUGCUUCCCAUAAAAGACGUCAUACAGGAGAGAAGCCAUAUUCAUGUUCAGAAUGUGGGAAAUGUUUUGUAGAUAAAUCAAAUCUUGUUAAACAUGAGAGACUUCACACAGGAGAGAAGCCAUAUUCAUGUUUAGAAUGUGGGAAAGACUUUACAACUAAAUCAAGUCUUGUUGCACAUGAGAGACUGCACACAGGAGAGAAGCCAUAUUCAUGUUCAGAAUGUGAGAAAUGCUUUGCAGAUAAAUCAAGUCUUGUUAAACAUGAGAGAAAUCACACAGGGGAGAAACCAUAUUCAUGUACAGAAUGUGGUAAAUGUUUUGCAGAAAAAUCACUUCUUGUUUCACAUAAGAGAAUUCACACAGGGGAGAAACCAUAUUCAUGUUUAGAAUGCGGGAAAUGCUUUAGUCAUAAAUCAAGUCUUGUUAAACAUGAGAGAAUUCACACAGGAGAGAAGCCAUAUUCAUGUUCAGAAUGUGGUAAAUGUUUUGCAGAAAAAUCACUUCUUGUUUCACAUAAGAGAAUUCACACAGGGGAGAAACCAUAUUCAUGUUUAGAAUGCGGGAAAUGCUUUAGUCAUAAAUCAAGUCUUGUUAAACAUGAGAGAAUUCACACAGGAGAGACGCCAUAUGCAUGCUUAGAAUGUGGGAAAUGUUUUAAACAAAAAUCAGAACUUGUUUCCCAUGAGAUAUGUCACACAGGAGAGAAGCCGUAUUCAUGUUCAGAAUGUGGAAAAUGUUUUGCACAUAAAUCAAAUAUAGUUACACAUGAGAGAAUUCACACCGGAGAGAAGCCGUAUUCAUGUUCAGAAUGUGGGAAAUGUUUUGCAGAUAAAUCAGGUUUUGUUAAACAUGAGAGAGUUCACAAAAGAGAGAAGCCAUAUCCAUGUUCAGAAUGUGAGACAUGUUUUACUACUGAAGCCAAACUUAAGAAGCAUCAGGCAAGUCACAAAGGAGAGAAGCAGUUUUGAUGUUUGGUAAGGAAUUUAAAUGAUAAAACUCAUUGGAUCAGAAGAAACUAUAUUAUUUUUUGUAAUAACAAUGAAUUCUAACCUAGUUAUUCACAGACUGAUAAAUAACUGGCUACAUGUUAAAGUGUCCAUGCAGACAGCAAGUCUUAGAAUAGUUGCUCAACUUGCUGUCAUUUAGCUAUUUUUAGAGAUGAGAUCUGGCUGCUUUAGGAUAGGUCAUCAAUGGGGCUCGAGUGGACUUCCGGUGGCACUCGUGGGCUAGCGUUAGCAUGGAUCUGGCAGGCUGUUCCCCUGCUAACGUUUAUGUAAUGGUAGCCUUGGAUAUACAAAAUACUAAUAAUUUAGCGACAUCAAUAUCCUAUCGGCGGGGGUCCGACACCCGCAGCUCGCCGAUCAGCUGUAUGAUGGGAAGGCGCACACAGUGCGCAACUGCCGUCUCCUGUCUCUCUUUCUGUCCAGUGCUAUAUGUAUUGUGAGCAGGAUGAGAGACAGGAGAAGGCACUUGCGCACUGUGCGCGCUUUCCCGUGAUACAGCUGAUCAGUGAGCUGCGGGUGUCGGACCCCCGCCGAUAGGAUAUUGA